Vigna unguiculata (cowpea) is the source of this 537-nucleotide messenger RNA. Lineage: Eukaryota; Viridiplantae; Streptophyta; Magnoliopsida; Fabales; Fabaceae. The record is from RefSeq and is a predicted model, not a curated record.
AUGACAAAUGUUAAAGGUGUUUCCACUCCUCUUCAAGGUGGUCUCGAACUUUCUAACUACGACUUUGACUACAUAGAUGAUCUUGCUCUUUACAUUUCCAUUAUGGGUGCCUUGCAAAAGAUCAUAGUAACCAGACCUGAGAUUGGUAUAGUUUGCCAAUUCAUGUAUCAACCUUUAUUCGAUCACUGGAAAGUUGUCAAGUGCAUCUUACACCAUCUAAAGGGUACUCUUUCUCAUGGGUUACAUCUUCAACUUGCUCCUAGUCCUACCAGUAUACUGUUACUGCCUUUUGUGAUGCUGACUAGGCCUCAAAUAUUGAUGACGGAAGAUCAACUUCAGAUGUUUGUAUAUAUUUUGGUAAAAGUCUCGUUUCUUGGUGGUCUAAGAAACAAGAAACAAACAUUGGUUGCUCAGUCAAGUGCAAAGGUUGAAUGUCGCAGUCUUGUUAUCACUCUUUCCGAGAUCUUAUGGUUACAAUAUCUUCUUAAAGAGUUAAAAAUUGUUUAUGCCACACUAGUCAUCUAUUGUGAUAAUUAG